GCGGGGCCGCGCCCGUGGGGCGGGAGCGGGGGAUGGAGAAGCUGCGGAGGCUAUGGAAGGGCCGCACGAUGACCUUCGGGGUGCCGCUGCUGCUCUAUCUCAUUGGAGGAUCUUUUGGACUCCGUGAAUUUGCUCAGAUAAGAUACGAUGUUCACAACCUACAUGGCAAGGUUGAUCCAGCUUUGAAAGAAAAAUUUAAAAAGAACACUGUGACACUGGAAUCUGAAUAUGAGAAGCUGGAAAAAUCUAACUUGGACAACUGGGAGAACAUCAGAGGACCCAGUGUGUGGGAAGAUUCCAGGACGGUUCAGAAACAACGGCGGGAGGCUCUCCGUCACAAGACAGAGUGACUGAGCAAGCCUCCUUUGGUGCCUCUGAAAAAACAAAGUCUCAGGCUGGACUGUCUUAAUUUUUAAUCCAGUGUCAGGAACGGACAUGGGAGCAUUUGCACUGAACAGUUCAGCUGGUGUAUAUAUAAGUAACAGUGAGAUCAGUCCAAAAGGCACUGUAUUAUAUGAAGCUCUUUGUUUGCAUGCAUUUCUGUACAGUACCACAGGCUGUAUAUGUGAAUUUUCAAUUAUAAAAAGCUGAUUAUUCUACUGAGAAUAUCCCGUUGUUUUUCAGUCUCUAACGUUCAAACCUCUUUGAGCAAGGAAUAACAUUUCAAGAGUCACUUGUCAGUACCAGAAGUUGUCAUCCUAAUGAGAACAACAGUGCUGUCAUCUAGAUGUGUGUGACCAGAUAAGUGCUGCUUCAGGGAGCCCUUGCAUGACUUCAGGCUCUUUAGCUUGGAAGGGACUCCACAGGCAUAUGAGCUGUUCAGAACAAUGAGUCCAAUUUUGGCUAAAUAAUGCUUUAGUGUUUCAUAUCCAGGGACUGCAAAAAGGCAUGUACUGAGUGUCAGCUGAUAAUUGGUCAAACAACAUUUGUUUAGCUGUGGUUAAAUUUCUGUGAUUAGUUUAUCAAUACCUUCAUGCAAGCUGGACCUCUGCACUGGAACCUCUCCGUUUAAAUUGGAAGAACUUUUUCUUGCAAAGAGCUGUGCUGCUUCUCUGUGAGUAAAUAUUGUAGCAGAAUCUUCUUGAACCACUACAUAGUGGCAAAGCUUACCUUACAUGUAUUAUUACAUGUAUAUUUGUGCAUAGAACAUUUUUAUGUUCCAUUCAACUCGUCUGAAAUGCUUGUGUUUUUGUAUUUGUAUUUGUGUGCUAAAUAUUUGCUGUUAGAGGACGUUGUGCUAACAUUCAGGACCCUUCUGCUGAGCGAGUUCAGUGAGGAAGUAUCUACUUAAUUUUUCAAAUGAAAUUACACUUUUGAUAAGGUGUUGCAACAGACUUGUGAAACUCCUCAUCAGAGGAAUGGAGCAGCAGAGCGCAUAUUAACAGCAGAUUCUUGUUUCAAAACUCAGUGACACCUAUAUGUAAAUCCUUCUGGAACUGUCUUGGAAAAGAUGUGGCCUUACUCCCCUCUGCAGGAUGUGUCAAAUGUAAUCUGAAUGUCCUUCUAGACACUUUUUUAGGGUAGCCUCCUUGCCUUCUCUCAGCACUUCAUUUUCUUUAGCCUGUCAGUGGUGAGGCCCAGUCUUUCACUCGAGAGGAAGAAAUAACAUUGAUUUUUAAGGAGUUAUAAAGGAAUUCAUAAAGCAUCUCAUGAAAUAUCUUAGGCAUGUUUUGUGCAUGUUUUCUUCUGAUAGAGUUGUGAAAAACCAUUGGAAAAUAGUUUGGAUGAAAUCUGGAACAAAGUUGGAGUUGGGUGUUCGUGUAUUUCCCUGUUCAAUAUCAUAGAUAUCUCUGUUUCUAAAUCAAAGUAUGAACAAAUUAAACCACCCAGGAGAGGACUAAGAGGAACAAUGCAAGAGUAGGUAAUAGUAAAUGCUAUAGGGAAACCAGUGAAAAACUAGAAUACAGAGGCAUUAAGUUGUGCUAGACCUAGACAAGGAGGAAAUUGGUUUAAUUGUUUUGUCAUUAGGCGGAUAAAAUACAAAUAUGACAAAUAAGGAGUAAUUAAUACUGCAUAACUUGUUAAGCACUUUUUCAGCCCUUAAAUUCAAGUUCAGGUGCAGUUCCACUGACUGCAAGGUUGAUCAUUCAAAGGACAUCAGAGCUCUGGCUACACUGGUAGUGUUCUCCCCGUGUUCUCUUGCUGCACCACUGCUACUUUCCCCACUGGUGUGGACUCUGCAAAUUCACUGCUUUUUUGAGAGGAUGUACAUCUUCCUUUUCCCUGCUUUGAUUGAAGGAGAUGGGAAGCUGCCAUUGCUUUGCAUAUGGAGAGGCGUGCUCAGCUCCCAGGCUCGCACGAUGGCUCACAAUAUGGACCAGCGCUGCUCCUGAAAUAAACACGUGGCUUUCUAAGAACAGCAAGUGUUGGAGAAGCAGCCCCUUCCCCCAGGGGAAGAAGUAAGGAUAUUUCUCUCACAUGAAGCCCUUAAGCUUAUCAGUUUUCUUGAUGAAAAAAACACUCACUGAAAUAUCCUGUGUAUUUUUAGUAGUUUGGUAUUCUGCAAAGACUGUUUUGGGAAUGGUCAUCUAAUUUCAGCAGGUUUGAAGUGUAGUUGUAAAUAAUUAUUUUUAUGGAGCAAUUUCUUAUAUCCUAACUUAGGACACAAUCUUAGUUGAUUGUUUGCUGGUUGUGGGGUCCCGCUGCCUUUCCCUUUUUCUUAGGCACGAAAUCCUGUCAUUUCUGAGGGCAUAUUUGUAAGUACUUUUGAAGUGGCCUCUCUGGAAAGCAAAGGAUUUAUCUUAGAGUCUCUGAGAAAAAAUUAUAUGCGGCUGAAAAACUUUCCAUCUUUGCCCUUCUCUUCAACUUCCAAUUUAGAAGACAGCCUAUAUCUAUUGAUUGUCCACUAAAAUAAAAACCUGCCAUGUUUUUAAUGCUGCCUUAUUUUAAUAACUUUUUAAAUGUUGACUCAUUUAUGAAUUAUAAAGAACCCCAAACCAACAAUGGCUUGCAGGGGAAACACUGGGCAGCUGAACAGCAGAAUCAAUAUGAUUUCAGCAGAAGCCAUUUAUUGUUUACAUUAAACUCCAGUUACCGAUUCUAGCUCCAGUGUCCGUGCAUACAGGUGUCUCUAGUUUGGCUGAGCCACUUCUUCACAAGGUGGGCACACAUCCUUAGGACACUAAUUGGUCAAACAUCCAUCAUCACGUUGUGUGUCCUCUGUCUAGGUUUUGCAUUUUUCAUAGACAGUUUCUCAAUUUUUAGUCCUGUUGUUGUCUCAGUAGCCUUGAUGAAUUCUUGAGGGCUCUGAAGACAAGACUGCAGGUGGCUUGUUAUCUACAAACAGUUUGGCUGGUACACAGAAUGGUCAAAGUUAUUCAGAUACGUUGCUACAAUGGCUGGUACAGAAGCUGUACUUCUCCGUGUUACCUACUUCCAUAAAACAGGAAGAGCCAUUUCAGCAAUUCAUUUUUAUUGCUGUGCACUUGAAUAAUGGCUUGAUGUUUUAUGCUGUGGUUUUCUUACUGAGUUGGAAGUAAUACUUUUGAAAGGUGUGUUGAGAGCCAAUGAAGUGUCUUAAGUUGUCAUGCAACCUAGAGUAGAAGGCACUCCAGAAAUGUGGAGACUGAUAGUUCAUAACAGUAGCAGUAGAGGCAAACUGCAGUUAGUUCAGAAUUUGUGCUCAGUUUGUCUGCUUAUUUGAACUAUGCUUUCAAAAGCCACUUAGCUCACUUCUAGUUAUCUCUAAGGCUCUUGAAGACAACUUUGUUCAGCUCCCAAAUCAUAAUUCUAAACAUCUGUGAGUGGAGGGGGUCAGAGGUGAUUGAAUACAGUUGUCUGUCUGAGACACUUACUGACAUUUUUGCAUCCUCUUUGGUAGCUGGCAUACACAGGUCUGAGGAGAAUGAAAACAAGGCUUUAGUGAGAGGUGUUCAGUAUUACAAAGGUAAAAGAGAGGACUGAAAAAGCCAGAUCUUCUAAUCAGUGUUGCUGAAAUUAGCAAUAAAAGAAGCAAGCCUGGCUAGGUGUCUCUGUGUAUGUGGGUUGAAAAAUCAGUGUCAAAAUCCCUGUUCUGACAGUAAGGGAGAAAGUGUUUAUCUCUCAGAGAAACUGUAGCAAGGUUGGUCUUUGGGAUCUUCAAUAACAAGAAAAGCAGCAGGACAUAGAAUUGGAAGAAAUCUGGGGCACCUGUCUCCAGGGACAGGGAGAGGUCAGCAUAGCACCACAGCUAUGUAUGUAUCUGCCUGGAUGGUUCCCAGUGGCAGCUGUCUGCAGCUCAAAAUGCUGCCCAGACCUCUGUGUGAGAUCUGCCCUGUGGAUCCUGCUUAAUGAGAGUUGUUUUCCUACAGCACCUUGAAUGUGCAGAUACAUGGGUGACCCAAAAUGCUCAACAUCUCAGUUCAGCUGUAACAGAUAAAGGAGAGCCUUAGUAAAAGCUGUAGCUGCUGUGGUGCAAAAAAGUUUUCAAAGCCACUGAACAGCACAGCAGUUGAAUUUCAAAUUCCUAAAUACAUCUGGAGGAGCAGCUGGAUGUUAAAAACUUACAGAAUCAGAAUGCAGAGGGCAAUCUUGCUCAUAGUGAUUUUCCAAGGUCUUGAAAAAGGGUCCAGUACCCAAAAAAGGUAGGUCAUGGUGUAAUAAGACAUGAGUGAAGGGAGUUUUAGAUCAGAAUAUAGAAUGCUGAAACUUCUCAAAAGCAACUUAAGUCUAUCCCAUCACCAGCUGGAGACCUGUUGGAGUCCAGGGCAUUCCUUUGGGGUAAGCCCCCAACAGGGACCAGUCCCAAAAAUCAGAGGAGGAAAUCCAUUUCCUCACAGAGAAGCAGCAAUUUAGAGAAAUUUGAAGGUCAGUGUUCAUUGGAUGUUUUACAUGGACACUUCGUGUUUCACUGUGCUUCUCUGUGUAUCGGUGAAACUCAAAACAGUAGUUUUCGCUGUGUGAAAUAACUACACAGAUCCUUGUACUUCUUGAUGAUCUUGCAUUUGCUCUGACUUGCUAUGUUUGCAUUUCCAGCUUGAAUACAGGGCAAGUUUCAUUUUGUAUUCUGUAUUUUCCAGAGGCAGUUAUUUCUGCAAGAAAUGGGAAAGCCUAAUAUUAUCCUUUGCUACGUCCACU
Molecule: messenger RNA, 5055 nt
Organism: Hirundo rustica (Barn swallow)
Lineage: Eukaryota; Metazoa; Chordata; Aves; Passeriformes; Hirundinidae
Product: cytochrome c oxidase assembly protein COX16 homolog, mitochondrial
Exons: 4
Coding region: 33-350 (105 amino acids)
Biological process (GO): mitochondrial respiratory chain complex IV assembly
Cellular component (GO): mitochondrial inner membrane
Source: RefSeq, a predicted model, not a curated record